UCAAAUUUAUAACAAUAUUGAAAGUGACAUUUUUCACUAUAAGGAAUUUCAUAUUAAACCUCCCACAAAAGAAAAAGAAAUAAAACGUUCUUACAUCGAUUGCGUCAAUUGCUGUCGGGUAAGGUUUAGCAGCGUGUGUUGCAUUUGCUGUAAACGUAGUAUGCACGAGGCCCACCCAUCAGUGCAGGUUGUAUAGACGUCCGUCUUUUGAUAUAAUCGCAAGGACUUCUGCAACUAAUACUUCAAAAUUAAUAAAAAUCAGUCAUUGACGAGGAAGAAAUGGGAAAAGUUAUUUGUGAAGUUUGCAAGAAAAAAUGCAGUGGGAACGCAUUACGGGUUCAAGACAGAUAUUUUCACAUUGAAUGUUUUAAAUGUACAGAAUGUACAUCAUCUCUAGCAGAAGGUGGAUUUUUUAUGAGAGAGAGUAAAUAUUUUUGUACGGCAGAUUAUCAAAAAUUAUUUGGCAUAAGAUGUGCUGGUUGUAAUGAUUACGUUGAAGGAGAUGUUGUUACAGCUUUAGGAAAUACUUACCACCAGAAAUGUUUUUCUUGUGCUAGUUGUAGACAAAUAUUUCCAACUGGUGAAAAAGUAACAUUUACUGGUAAAGAAUGCUUGUGUUCAAAGUGCAUUCAAAUACCUGUUCGUUCCCAGUCACCUGAAGAAUUAAUAACUGAAGAUGGGCAAAAAUGUGCUGGUUGCGGAGAAGAAUUAAAGGAGGGACAAGCACUUGUAGCUUUGGAAAAACAAUGGCAUAUUUGGUGUUUUAAAUGUACUACUUGUGCAGUUGUAUUACAUGGAGAAUAUAUGGAUAAAGAUGGUCUUCCUUAUUGUGAAAAAGACUAUCAAAAGAAUUUUGGAGUUAAAUGCACUCAUUGUGAAAGGUACAUAAUUGGAAAAGUUUUACAGGCUGGUGAUACCCAUCAUUUUCAUCCUACUUGUGCUCGUUGUUCAAAAUGUGGAGACCCUUUUGGAGAUGGAGAAGAAAUGUAUAUGCAGGGUGGUGCUAUUUGGCAUCCUCGAUGUGGACCAAGACCAGAUAGUAAAUUAGAUGAUAAUGUAUUUGAUGAUCAAGCAAAUAAUAUUGAUGGUCAGAUUUUCCCACCUUAUUCUCCCAGUCUCUCCAGUUCCCGUUCCACCAGUCCUUACAGUUCUCUUACUAGACAGUAUGGUCGAUUGAGUCCUGGCAGCUUUCUUGACAAAGACCCUCUCAUCACAGAUUUAAGUAGAGUAUAUACAUAUAGCUAUCUUACUGCUGAACCUACUCAGGGAUAUUUAAAGAGACCAAUUGAGCCACAUCCACCAAAAUCACCUCAGUUCCAUCGUCCUCCUGAAAAUGGUGGUAGAAGAAGAAUAAUAAUGAAACCUAUUAUAAAACAAGGAAUGCAAGUUUUAGUGGAUUCUAUUCAAUCUACUACACCACGACCACGUUCCCCACAUAUGAAUAAUGAAGAACCAAUAGAAUUGGCUCAUUACCCUAAUGCACAACGCCCGAAACCUACUGAAGUUGCUAAAAUUGAGAGAGAUGAUUUUCCUGCUCCACCAUUUCCUUAUACAGAUCCAGAAAGACGUAGAAGAUGGAGUGGAAGUUCAAGAGAAAUGGAUUUAGAAGAAGAAGAAGAAGAAAGUGAAAUUAUUGAGGAAGAUACUCAGUUAAAGAAAGAAGAGGAAGAAUUAUCUAAGAUUGCUACAGGAAUUGGAAAAGUUUUUUUGAAAACUGUUAAAGAAAGAGAAAAAUUAAGAGCUUGGAAACGAGCCAAUCUUGAUCCAAGGAAUGCUUCUCGCACUCCUUCUGCAAGUAAAGAACCACCAGUGAGACUUCGUUAUGAUAGUCCUGUUAAUGCAUCUUGGAAACGAGCCAAUCUUGAUCCAAGGAAUGCUUCUCGCACUCCUUCUGCAAGUAAAGAACCACCAGUGAGACUUCGUUAUGAUAGUCCUGUUAAUGCAUUUUUAGUUGUUUCUUCCCUUCGAUCUGUACCUAAACCUGGUUACGGCCUGACAACAAAAUCUGCAACUUUGCCAGUCGGUGGUAGGGAUGGUGGAUAUGGUUUUAUGACUACAGAUAUCACAUUUGGGAAAUUAGAUAACACUCAAAGUUCUGAUAUUAGUAGUGGUAAAUCUAGUGUAUCACCUGUUCUUGAUCAAGAUAAAUUGAUAAAUCAUAGUGUCAGUGCAACAUUUCGCAGUACUCCUUAUUCUGAUGGUUAUAGUAGUUUCCGAUAUCCAUCAUACAGUCCACAUUUGAGACGUUCUAUGCCUAAUGUUAAUCUGCAUUUAUCAAAUGAACCUCCAAAAUUAUAUCCUUAUCAUUUGCUGAUAACUAAUAAUUAUAGGCUGCCUCCAGAUAUUGACAGAUGUCAUUUAGAGCGACAUUUAUCAAAUGAAGAAUUUCAUGCAAUUUUCCACUUGACCCGUUUGGAAUUUUACCGUUUACCAGAAUGGCGCCGUAAUGAUUUAAAAAAGCGAGCUAAACUCUUUUAAGCAGAUUAGUAAUAAAAACUGUAGCAUUGAUAAUCAAUAACUGUAGAUUAUGACUGAAAUCCUAAUUUUUAUAGUUGACAUAUAUUCCAAUAAUGAAUUUGUUAUAAUUGUUUUUCCUAUUUUAAAAACUGUUUCUAUUCCAUGACAUACUUAUUAAU
Messenger RNA from Centruroides sculpturatus (bark scorpion), 2636 nucleotides. Its product is annotated as actin-binding LIM protein 3-like. Bases 280 to 2478 code for a protein of 732 amino acids. The transcript has 23 exons. Gene Ontology annotation, cellular component: actin cytoskeleton. Lineage: Eukaryota; Metazoa; Arthropoda; Arachnida; Scorpiones; Buthidae. The record is from RefSeq and is a predicted model, not a curated record. Gene Ontology annotation, biological process: lamellipodium assembly; cytoskeleton organization. Gene Ontology annotation, molecular function: actin filament binding.